Messenger RNA from Fukomys damarensis (Damara mole-rat), 1082 nucleotides. RefSeq names its product pterin-4 alpha-carbinolamine dehydratase 1 (gene Pcbd1). The record is from RefSeq and is a predicted model, not a curated record. The transcript has 4 exons. Bases 1 to 390 code for a protein of 129 amino acids. Gene Ontology annotation, biological process: tetrahydrobiopterin biosynthetic process. Gene Ontology annotation, molecular function: 4-alpha-hydroxytetrahydrobiopterin dehydratase activity. Lineage: Eukaryota; Metazoa; Chordata; Mammalia; Rodentia; Bathyergidae.
AUGCAGAUGAACCGUCUGGGAAACGUCCCACAGGAUGUGGAGCUGGUGGAGGCGAUGGCCGGUGCAGCACUCUGCUCCGCUGGCAAAGCCCACAGGCUGAGUGCUGAGGAGAGGGAUCAGCUGCUGCCCAACCUGAGGGCCGUGGGGUGGAACGAGCUGGAAGGCCGUGAUGCCAUCUUCAAGCAGUUCCACUUCAAAGAUUUCAACAGGGCUUUUGGCUUCAUGACCAGAGUGGCCCUGCAGGCCGAGAAGCUGGACCACCAUCCCGAAUGGUUUAACGUGUACAACAAGGUGCACAUCACUCUGAGCACCCAUGAAUGUGCGGGCCUUUCAGAACGAGACAUAAACCUGGCCAGCUUCAUCGAACAAGUAGCAGUGUCCAUGACAUAGGCCCCACCUUUCCUUGCAUUCCCGGGGAAGGGGGUGACAGAAUUGGAGGCAAGGAGGGAACUGAGUCAGAACCGCGUGUUGACCCUGCCGCCUCCAUUUAGGGCUAAGUCCUUGCUGCAGAUGCCAGCAUCAUCACUGCCAAUGCCAGCAGCUGAGCCCUUUUCCCUGAGCACUCUCUUCAUCCUUGGGGCUACUUCUACGCUUUGAAUAAGCUUUUCCUUUCUUUGCAACUUCCUGGCAUCCUGAAUGGUGUUCUUUCCUGGCUGGGUCUUGCUCUCUAACUCAUUUCCCAAACAUCUGUGAAGGGUGAAGGUCCUAUCUUAGAACCCAGGACCCUAACGCGAAUCCCACCCAAUGUCUCAGAAACCUGUGCUUUUAUGUCACCAAUAAAACGAGUGUAUCAAGGUCUCAAGCUCUAGAAACUUCUUUCCCACAGGUCAGUUUAGUCAAUUAGCCUUGUGUGGGUGGGUGCAUGCACGCUCACUACUGAGGACUGGACCCGGGGCCUUGCACAUGCUAGGCAAGCACUCUGCUACUGAGCUACACUCUGGCCCACAGGCAUUUCAAUGAUAGCACUUCACAUUAGUGCCCUCGAAGCCUGGCCCCGGGUGAGUGCCACCGAAGCUUCGUCCUGCCGUCAUCCUCAGGAAGCGUGGCUUCAUCAUCUCAAAAGAAAACAGAACCCAAAAAAA